ACCCAGUUCGCCCGCGCGGUCUCUGCUCUCACUGCGGCUCCCCGGCUCGGUUCGUUUCCGCUCCGGGCCGAGCCUGCCCUGCGUCCGCACCGGAGCCGGUGUGUCGUCUCGUUGUUCUCCGUGCAUGUGGACCGGGCGCGCCGCGCAACAUCGUCGUUCAUGAGCGGACUGGUGCUGUGCUGCGCGAUGUACAUGGACAGAAGCAGCCUGAGCACAGGUCCCUCCUCGAGUCCUAGCCUGCCGGCUAAGGGUCUCUCUCUGGAGCCUCCCUGUGGCCACCAGGGUGCGCUGGGCGCCGAUGCCCCCCAGCAGGCCACCUGCUCCUCAUCAGGCCCCGCCUCCCUGGAAGGCGGGGCUUCUUCAGGAGAGCUACAGGAGGUCAACGAGACGGGACCGCCGCAGCUGGCGACGUGCACCCUGACACCGGCGAGUAGGAGGCGGCCUAAUGCACUGGGACCAAAGCCUCAAGUCCCGCCCAAGCCCCCUCACCUCCAGCAGCAGGCGGGGGCCUUGAGGUCGCGACUUCGUGCUCCGGACAAGCCCCUCCCGCCUCCCCCACCAUGUAGGCCUCUCCCGACGGACCCUCGAGGGUGCCGGACCCCGCCGCCCCGCCUCGAUGACCACGCAUCCCCCACCUGCGUGCUGUCGCUUAUCGAGAAGUUUGAGCGCGAGCAGAUCAUCAUGGUUCCUGACAUCACCGGGGGGGCUCUGUGUCCCCGCCCCCUCGACCCCGCCUCUUCCCGACCCUCGUCCCCACCGUCAUCCGCCCUUCCCCCAACCGAGGCGGAGGAGGAAGUCGUGCUGCAGGAAGAGGAGGAUCCGGCCCAGGAGGCGAGGCCAGAGGUGCCCUCAGAGAAAGACCUGGAAGACGAGCUCAGGGAGCGUCCGCCUGUGGACCAAUCAGAAGCCCCGCCCGGGCGUCUGUCCCUCCCAUCCUCGCAGACGGACGGCAAGCUGGCCAACCGCGACAGCGGCAUUGACAGCAUCAGCUCGCCGUCGCACAGCGAGGAGCUCUGCUUUGUGGGUGUGGAUGAGGUGGGCGGGGCUUACCCCUGCACCCUCCCCCGCCUCUCCAGCUCGUCCUCAUACGCUGGCGAGGAGGGCGGGGCCAGGAGGCGGGACUUCUCGGAGGACGCUGACAGCGACCUGGAGGAGGAAGAGGAGACGGAGCUAACGCUGGUGCUCCCGCCUGCACGACAAGACUUGGCGGAGCUGUCUGUCCAGCAGAGGGUGUUCCACAUCGCCAACGAGCUCCUUCACACCGAGAUCUCCUACGUGUCCAAGCUGCACCUCCUGGACCAGGUCUUCUGUGCCAGGCUCCUGGAGGAGGCGCGCUCACGCUCGUCCUUCCCCUGCGACGUGGUCCAUGGGAUCUUCUCCAACAUCUGCUCCAUCCAUUGCUUCCACCAGCAGUUCCUCCUGCCCGCCCUGCAGAAGCGCAUGGAGGAGUGGGACUCGAACCCGCGCAUCGGGGACAUCCUGCAGAAGCUGGCGCCCUUCCUGAAGAUGUACGGCGAGUACGUGAAGAACUUUGACCAUGCCAUGGAGCUGCUCAACACCUGGAUGGAGAGGUCGGCUCAGUUCAAGAGCAUCAUCCACGGCAUCCAGAGGGACGAGCGCUGCGCCAACCUGACGCUGCAACAUCACAUGUUGGAGCCGGUCCAAAGAAUUCCUCGUUACGAACUCCUGCUCAAAGAUUACCUUCACCGCCUGCCUGACGACGCCCCCGACUACAAGGACGCUCAGAAGUCCCUGGAGCUGAUCGCCACGGCAGCAGAGCAUUCCAACGCCGCCAUCAGGAAGAUGGAGCGAAUGAGGAAGCUGCUGAAAGUCUACGAGCUGCUGGGUGGGGAGGAAGACAUCGUUAACCCCGCUAACGAGCUCAUCAAGGAGGGACACAUCCUCAAACUGUCCAAUAAGAACGGCACAUCGCAGGACCGCUACCUCAUCUUGUUCAAUGACCGGCUGCUCUACUGCGUUCCCAAGCUGCGUCUGAUUGGCCAGAAGUAUGGCGUCCGCGCUCGCAUCGACGUGGACGGCAUGGAGCUGAAGGAGAUGAGCAGCGCGGCGGCUCCUCUGACCUUCCUGGUGUCGGGCAAGCAGCGCUCGCUGGAGCUGCAGGCCAGGACAGAAGAGGACAAGAAGGACUGGAUCCACGCCAUCCAGGCCACCAUCCACAGACACGAGCACACCAUGGACACCUUCCGCCAGCUGACUUCUUCCCUGCGUGAUGAUGAGGCCACGCCCCCUCACUCCCCGAGCUGCGCUGAGCUAGGCAAGCGAGCGCCGACGCCGAUCCGCGAGAAGGAAGUGACGCUGUGCAUGAAGUGUCAGGAGGCCUUCAACGCCAUCACCAAGCGGCGCCAUCACUGCAAGGCCUGCGGUCACGUGGUUUGCGGCAAGUGCUCCGAGUUCCGUGCCCGCCUUUCGUACGACAACAACCGCACCAACCGCGUGUGCGUGGACUGCUACGCCAUGCUGGUGGGCGUGUCCCCCACCCCAUCCGUCAUGGCCGGCCCCGGCUUGAGGAGACGCUCCAUCCUGGAGAAACAAGCCUCGCUGGCGGCCGAGAACAGCGUCAUGUGCAGUUUCCUGCACCACAUGGAGAAAGGAGGGGGGCGGGGCUGGCAGAAGGCGUGGUUUGUCAUUCCUGAAAACGAGCCGCUGGUGCUCUACAUCUACGGCGCCCCUCAGGACGUGAAGGCGCAGCGCAGCGUUCCCCUCAUCGGCUUCGAAGUGUCGCUUCCGGAGUCAUGUGACCGCCUGGAGCGUCGGCACACCUUCAAGAUCUGCCAGAGUCACCUGACGCUCUACUUCAGUGCAGAGGGGGAGGAGCUUCAGCGCCGCUGGAUGGACGUGUUGUCGAGGGCCGGCAAGGGGGAGGAGCCUCUGGCCCACCGGCUAAUCGUGGAGGAGGAGGAGGGGGAGGAGGAAGAGCCGGCGAGGCAGGUGGAAGUUGACAACACGUGAUUUGAUUGGACAAGGAGUGGUGCUGGGGGCGGGGCCAUUUCACGUGCAUGACUGCGGAGACAAAAUGGCUGCCACAUGACCCGACUGAAAGCACAAUCAUCGUCGUCGUAAUCCUGGCGCCAUUUUUGUUCGGAUGACCCGAGCCAGAGGCUCCGCCCAUCUUCUAUCCUGCAAGACCGCCCUUUGGUGCGGGCGGCAAUGCAGGUCAAAGGUCAAACCUCCUUCAUAACCCUCAAAGUGUCGUCCCACAGCAGGCCUUGCUCAGAGGUCCUCUGCUGGCAGAGUGCGGUACUGCACACGUUAUUGCUGAGUCAGUAAAUUAUUUUUGAUAUAUUAGGACUCCCAGACUUGCCUCCUCAUCUUUUCUUCUCUAGAAGGAGAACUCAAGUUGAAGAAUGGGUGGGACAAAAAGUUCAAACAGCAACACCAGCGCUGGAGAGACAACCAUUCUCCAAAAUGGACGCCCUCCUUGGCUGCUUUGAACGAAACUGAAAGUUAACUUGGCAUUUUUCUCCCUCAAGGAGACACAAGGUGUGUGCGUGCAGAGAGGAACACAUGCCAGCAGGACCAAAGUCAGGGACUUCUUAAACUUUCAAUU
Molecule: messenger RNA, 3568 nt
Organism: Nerophis lumbriciformis (worm pipefish)
Lineage: Eukaryota; Metazoa; Chordata; Actinopteri; Syngnathiformes; Syngnathidae
Gene: fgd1
Product: FYVE, RhoGEF and PH domain containing 1
Biological process (GO): cytoskeleton organization; filopodium assembly
Cellular component (GO): cytoplasm
Molecular function (GO): metal ion binding; guanyl-nucleotide exchange factor activity
Source: RefSeq, a predicted model, not a curated record